ACAUGGAGGCGCUUCCUAUACGCGGAUCAAGUCAAAUUGUCCCAUGAUCUCUGUUUUUCUUCUCUCUAAUUUACAUUGGAAAGAACCAAUGAAAAGUGAUGAUCGCGACCGAUGAUGUAAAGGACGAGAACGACUCGUCGAAGCUCUCAGUAUCGAAAAUGGCGGCGAAGAGUGGUGGCCAGGAUGAGUGGCCUGCGUUAUUAAAGCCGAUAAUAGGAACUUCACGUUCACUUAAUAAAAAUGACGUUCUCGGGCUCGCAAAGAGUAUCCUCAAGAGCGAGAAUAAGUUUUUUUCCCACGAGGAGCAAUAUGACACUUUUUUCACGGUUGCCGCUGUGUUAUCCGCGGAUUAUAUUAGCGCUUGCGCAAGUUCGUUUGCCAAGUGUCAAAUACCUAUCGCUUAUCAAGCAUGCAAAGUCUUGCUCACACUUUUUGUGGAAAAGCUGCAGCAGCAGCAAGCUCAAUCAGAUACCACGCAGACUGUUUUGACCACAAAGCAGUUAUUGCUGCCGAUACGUGCAUUAUGUACGGGACAGUCUCUCCUCUCAUCAGCAGAGGAAGUAGCUCUUAUUACCACGAUAAAAAGUGCCAAGGUACCACCUUCCUCGAAACCGUUACCUGUAGGAAAAGAAAAAGAAUCGUCUCAACAGUCUGUAAAAGAAUCUAUGCGGUCUCGCUGUGAUUUAUCCACCAGCAUCCUUGAGCAAUUGACAAUGCCAUUGCAAGACUUUUCUUCAUCUUUGAUUCUUGCUAGUGAAAGUCCCACGGAUGGUGCAAAUAAAAAUACCAAUGGCACCGCAAGUGAGACCCAUUCUGACACUAAGAUGAUGUUUAUUGCCAAUAAUAUAAGCACACUACAAAAUAUGGGAGCGGGCGAUAUUCUAUUGGAUAUGUGUCUAAAUCUUCCACACUUGUCACGCUAUACACGAAAGUAUCAAGCAUAUUUAUCUAAAAAAGGAUUCAGCUUGCCUGCCAAUGCAUCUGAGGCACACACUAUAAGGCACAAUCUACACUCUGUUGUUAGCGACAUUAAUAUUGUACAUAAUGUGAUGUCACUUCCAAUACUUGAACCUUUAACACCUCAGAAAUUAGAAAAAUUGUCACUACUGACUAUGUCUUGCCUGUACUGUUCAAUUGCAAAUGCAACAGCAUCAAGCAUAGUUGGCAUAACUAAUGCUGUAUCACCUAAAUGUAGUACAAAUACCACCGGAAAUAAUCAAGCCAAUCAGAAUACGAAAACCACCGACGAGGAGUACGACACUCUAGCAAUUACGGUCGUUGAGAAGAGUCUAGAAAUAUUUGGACAAGUAUCAAAUGUUAUUAAAAAUAGCACACGCGCAGGAGGACAUAUUUUGCAAAAUCACUUGCUUAUUGGUGUGUGGCUCCUAGUCGCUGGAUUGCAAGCACAGUUAACUGUUAGUAGUUUUGCUGCAGACAAAGGGAAAGAUGAAAAAGGGAAGUCGCCCAGUAAAGCUCGGGAUGCAAGUGGACGUGUGAAUCUUAUGAAAGUGCAACAGGGAUUUGGCGUGCUGUCAGUGGCAUUAGCAUCACACUCACUGAACUUGAUGAGCGCACUUCUCGAAGAUGUAUCUAUCGAGGCCAAUUCCGACCUGGUCGUGGCAGUUCCAGAACCAGCGCCAUUGGAUAUCUUGUCUACUGCUACUGCGUUGCAAAGAGCAGUAACCUUUUUACAAGCGGUGCCCUUAAAUCAUCUGCUCUUUUAUCUGGCUACUAUCAGUUACAGAAAGGCUUGUACACUGAAGAGAGUGCAAAAGCAUCCUUUGGAAGGAGAUGCAUUGAGUCAAUCGGAUUCUACCACAUACUAUGAAGAUCUUCUGAGUUGUUCAGAGAACUCCACUGAUGAGGAGGAGGACAGCGAACCUAUUUUGGGACUGUGGUUUGAAGAAACCAUUGCUCCAUCGGACGAAACUUCCACAAAUACCAAUAAAGAAACAAAUAAUGAAGCAAGCGCGGAACGUACCACCACCACCACUAUCGUUCCCGAUAAUCGUGAGCCGCAUGGUUACAUUUCACUUGCGACGAAGAUAUUCCAAUUUAUGAAUAAGUAUUUAAUCGGGAGCAGAAGCACAUACGUUCGUGAAUAUGUGGUUAACGGUUUGGUUGAGCAGCAAAUGGUUAUAUUGGCAGCAAUUAUAAGAGAUCUGGAUCACGAAACAGCUAGAACAGAAACAGGCACAAUUUCAGCAUUUUAUGGUGCUACAUUGGGCGCUAUGUACUCGGAAUUUUCUCAAGCUCUGAGUCGUUAUACGCACAACCUGCUUGCGUGGAAUACUCUGAGCGAAGCACUUCAAAACACCUUACUUCAGCACUUGGGCGUGAGUCCUUGGUCUACCGAAAACAGUAGUUCAACCACUUGGCCCCUUCAAGUAUAUCCGCGAACUCUCAGCGUACUGGCACAGGUGCUUUUGCUGAAGCCUCAGUUAGAAAGAGAAGCUGCGUGUAUAAGCAUAUGGCAUCGGCUGGUGACAACUAUGGUUGAGAAUGUGUGUAAUCCUCAAUCUACGUACGAAGCUGAGAACGAAGAUUUAAACGUGGAACACGCCCAGUUAGUUCUCUUCCUGUUUCAUUCUCUGAAUUUGAUGCAGAAGAAGUCAGUGUUACUUGUGACCGGAAGUGGUGCGGUGCGUUGCAGCGAAGCGGUCAAAACACCGAUGAAGGAUUCGCAGUUGUUGCACUUGUCCCGAUUGCUGCUAUUACUCGAGUAUAUGAUGAAACAUCUGUAUGACGCGCACCCAGUAUUACUCGAACAAGUACAGUGGAAUCUGUUCUCUGCUACAAGCUUAGUAUACGAUACAAAAGAUGGAAAUAAACAGACUAGCAGGGCUUUCACUCCUUGGGUAGAAAUAGAGGAUAAUUAUCGCAAAUACGGCUCGCAGGAUGAAUUUUCAAUGAAACCGCGAUUUUAUAAUUUAUCGAGAACAGACUUUAAUAACCAGGAUACACCGAAAUUGGACGGAUUGGCUUGCAACUUUAUCUUGGGCACACCGGAUAAAAUGAAGUAUCCUCUCCUAGUCGAUGCGUUAAUCGACAUCUUGAAUGUACUUAAUCAGACUGAUAUGCACAAGAAAAGUGGUGUUGAUAAUAAGGAGAAAAUUACAUUCACGGGACUGUGUGCAAUUCACUAUUGCUUUUCUAUAUGUUGGGAAUUAUUGUUGAUGUUACCUCCUUCGACUCCUUACAUGAAUAAACUUGCUCUCGGCGAGGAAAUACCAGCUGGACCAAUGUUACUCCACUCAUUGAUAUGGGGGCCGAGAGCUGCGUAUAAGACUUUCACCGGUUGGAUGAAGGACUGUUUGGUGAAGCAGGGAAUGUACACGCAGUACGCUGAAAAUUUAUUGAAAACCGUUUCAUCUACCGUGAAUUCCCUCAAAUACGACGUUACCCUGGCAAAGAAUUGUAUUGUUUCACUUAAACCAGAAUAUACUUCCACCGAUAAAAUAAUGCCAAGAGCGUCUUUACCAAAACUUGGUUCUCUGUAUAUACUGGCUGCGGUUGUAGGAAAACUACAGGUUCUCAUGGAUGAGAACGUGUCGAAAAACUCGACGGAGAAUAUCGAAACUACUAAGAGUCCACAGAAUACAGAUGCGACGCCUUCGAACAGGAAUAAAAUGAUCGUUGAAAUUCUACCGCAUAUUUUAUCGCUGACAGAAGCAAUUCUGCUGUCAUGCCGGUCUAACAUAUUGUAUCAUACGUUCGAGUCCACCGAGGAGGACGGAAAAUACGGUACACGGGACUAUCUGAUCUUGGAUAAUAUUCUGUCAAUGGCAGGUGCAAAUUGGGGAACGGAAUCGUCGUUGAUUUCAUUCUUACCGAGUAGCGUUAAAUCUGCGUUGGACAAGUGGAAGAGUAUCGCAUUUCCUCUUGUAACUUGGCAUACAUAUGCAAAUGACAUAAUACCAGCGGAAAGUUACAUUCUCACUACAGUCAGUUAUCAUGUCAGCUCCCUGUCUGAGCACCCGACCUUCUCUAUCAAUCCGUCUCUGAAAAACUUGCUGCAUUGCUUGGUUUCGUUUGUUAUGGAGUACAUUACCGCUGCAACAGUCCCGGAGCAACAGUCAGACAUACAUUCUCAAGCAGUUAACAUCCUUAUUUCAUUGUCAAUGGACGCACGUACUGAUUACGUUCGAGAUAUGGCUACGAGUACUCUGAUAAAGUUAUUGGGACAGGACAAUGAUAAUGAAGCACGACACUUGCGAGAGCACUUGUUUGUGCUAAAUCACACUUAUAAUCUGAUAAUCGAGUAUACUGACACCACAAAUGGACCUAUCAAUGUUAUUAUUGAUGAGGAAAUAUUGAAGCAGUGUAUCAAAUAUUGGGAGCGACUUUUGGAGAAACCUCUUGGAUGUAAAGCCUUAGAUACGUUCUUCGCCCCCGACUCAAAUCAUAGUCUUGUGUCUAUCUUGUUGUCCAUAACGUCAUCUCAAGCUUCGCUGCAGUUCAGCACGCACAUUUUACACUUUUUCAACAUACUGUUCAGAACAGCCGAGAAAACGACGGACGGAUCGUUGGAUCGUCUCUGCAAUUCUGUGGCGAAUUUCGCCAACGUCGAGAGUGAGAAACUACAGACCUGGUUCAGACACGUCAUAUUAGGAGCGACGAGCAAAGUACCGACGAGUACUUCUACAACGAACGUCACAACACCUACAGCUGCCGCCGCAAAUACAGUGGUAGCUGUCUCCAGCACGUCGGAGGAUAGUCAGAAACCGGACGAGAAAAACAACGCGUCUAAUAAUGAGCAAGUCCAAUGGGCCAUUUCCGUGUCUGACAAUGCCAACAAUCAGCCUGCGGCUAAUAACGACGAGCAGCACUCGAUCCAUGAGAACAGCCGCUUCUUGCGGGCGCUCACGAAUUACAUAGUGAAGGACAAGAGCAAUACCAGCGUGGACGUCUCGAUAACCAUCCUCCAAGCUCUCAUACCAUUAGCGUACCACAUCCUUUCUCCUACAAUCGAAGGGAACAGAUUCUCGGAAUUGAUGCACAUUAUGUCUACAUUGGCCGACGCUGGGUCUGAAAAAGGGCACAGAUUGCUAUUCAAAGCUGCAACUGAAUGGGUAGAGCUUUGCAAGGAGCAGAUUAUGAAUAAGGAUCCCCAGACUUUCGACAAGCCGUCGCCGUACAUCGAAGCUGGCUGCUGUAUGUUGAAUUACAUAGCAGACAUAGUGGGCGCGAUUUGUCCACAGCAGGCACAGUCGCAAGAUCGGGCGACCAGCCCGCCGUGGGAGGGCGCGAUACCCAGCAACGACGUGAACGACAGCGACUGGGUGGACGAGAUUCCGCACGAGGAUGACGAUAGCGCGGCCGAGGAUUCGGACGAGGACAGUCUCUGCAACAAGCUCUGCACCUUCACGAUCACGCAGAAAGAGUUUAUGAAUCAACAUUGGUACCAUUGUCACACGUGCAACAUGGUGGACGGAGUCGGCGUUUGCACCGUGUGCGCGCGAGUGUGUCAUCGCGGACACGACGUGACCUAUGCCAAGUACGGGAAUUUCUUCUGCGAUUGCGGCGCUAAGGACGACGGAUCGUGCCAGGCAUUGACGAAGCGCAGCCCGCAGAGUUCGGAGCAUCAAGUCGGCAAUAACAUACCGUACAACAAUGUCGGGGCUCCCGUCGAGAGCAAUCUGCUUCUCACGAGCAGCCUACGCCGAAGAGCAUCCAGCCCCGUGCAUUUAUACGACAAGCACGAACGAAACGGACGCGACACUCAGAAGCAAGCGUGCCUGGCCAAGCAAUUGGAAUCUUCCAAGGAUUGGAUAUAUUCUCAACUAUGGAAAAGUGGAUUAGUAUCUUCGUUAGUGGACCUAACACGUGUAUUGGUGCCCGCAGUGGAUGCAUCCUGCCAGCGUUAUUCGCCAGUCGGCUGCCACGCGCGUGCUCAAUUGGCGCUUAAACACUUACACACACUUGACAAGAAGUUUGAACAUACAGAUCAGCUUAUGUUACCGACCUUGGGAUCUCAGGAAGGUGCGUUUGAAAACGUGAGGAUGAAUUACUCGGGAGAUCAGGGCCAAACGAUCAGACAGUUAUUGUCCGCCCAUAUGAUACGACGUGUCGCCAUGUGUUGCUUGUCAUCCCCGCACGGUAAACGACAGCACUUAGCAGCCGUUUCACACGAGAAGGGCAAGAUAACGGUGCUGCAACUUAGCGCGUUGCUGAAGCAAGCCGACUCUUCUAAAAGGAAACUGACUCUGACUAGGCUCGCCUCGGCACCGGUACCUUUCACGGUCCUCUCGGUCACCGGGAACCAGUGGAACGAGGACUUCUUGGCUGUUUGUGGAUUCAAGGACUGCCACGUGCUUACGUUCAACAGCUCGGGAACGGUGUCCGACCACUUGGUUCUUCACCCUCAGCUCGAGAGCGGGAACUUCAUCAUCAAAGCGUUGUGGCUGCCCGGCGCACAGACGCAGUUAGCGCUGGUUACCGCCGAUUUCGUGAAAAUUUACGACCUGGGCAGGGACGCGCUGAGCCCGCAGUAUUACUUCCUCGUGCCGACGGGCAAGAUCCGAGAUUGCACCUUCAUGCACGCGGAGGACGGCACGUUCCACAUGCUGUUGAUGUCCUCGGCCGGAUACAUUUACAGCCAAGUGAUGGACGAGGAGAGCUUAGCCAAGCACGGUGCUUUCUACGUGACGAACACAUUAGACGUCUAUCAUCCGGAACUGAAGGACAACGGCCAAGUGGGCAGCGGUGGGGUCUCCAUUUAUUACUCCCACGCCCUGCAAUUGUUGUUCUUCAGCUACGCUUGCGGCAAGAGCUUCAUCGCGCCGCUCAAGCACAUGGACUCCGAUAUCACGGUGGUGUUCCAAAUUAAUCUGGCGAACAAGACUAACGGGAACAAGUCGAACAACAACCAGCCGCAGCCGUUGUGCCAAUGGAGCGAGGUGGCGAAUCACCCCGGGCUGGUUUGCUCGAUUAUGCAGACCAGCAAUAAUCCGGUGAUACUGAUGAUCAAGCCCGACACGAUCAUGAUACAGGAGAUCAAAGUGGUGCCCGCGAAGGCGAAGAUCAUGGACAUGGUGGCGAUUCGGCAUCCCAGCUCGAACGCUGAACACCGCACCACUCUGAUAUUGCUGUGCGAAGACGGAAGUCUGAGGAUCUACAUGGCCGGUAUGGAGCAGACCGGAUUUUGGAUGUCGUCCACCGUGCAACCGAUCAGCACCACCUCCGGCAUUAAACCGGCGCGAAAGAAGAAGACGAACAAGAUUGGAAAGCCAUCGGGAUCGCACGUCACAUUUCCCAUCGAUUUCUUCGAGCAUUGCCAGAUGAUGAACGAGGUGGAAUUCGGCGGCAACGAUCUCCUGCAAAUCUACAAUGUCGCUCAGAUCAAGCAUCGUUUGAAUACCACCGGGAUGUACGUGGUCUCCACGAAAGCUAUGGGCUUUAACGUGGAGGUGACGAACAACGAUGCGAUUUUAGUAAUGACGGGAAUCAGAGUGCUCUUCGGCAAUCAGGACAUUCAACGGGCACCUUUGUAUGUCGAAGUAUUCGGAAGAAGUAUUCGGACCACGUUAACCAGAAGUCGUUGGUUCGACAUCCCUUUAACGAGAGAGGAAAGCCUUCAAGCUGAUAAGAAAUUAACCAUCACUUUUGGCCCGUCUCAGGAUCCGGAGGGUGUUAUCAUGGUGGAUUCUAUCAAAAUAUACGGUAAGACCAAGGAUACAUUUGGUUGGCCUGAGGAGAUAGAGGAACCUCAACCAGCAUCCGCGCCAGUGACGACAAUCAACAAUGAAGCCGACAACACUAUCGUUUCUCCCGCACCAUUGUCUUCGACCGACAAAACGACAAAGGAUAGUUCGGUUAACAUAGAAAGGAUGAUAUCCAGCAUAUUGGAAGUCCUGGAAUCUUCGUUUAUCUUAUCCUCGCACGACGACAACAACAAGCCCUCCCUAAAAUCCACGGCUAUCGAUGUUGCGUCGCGAUUGUUAAUACUACCGACGCCACCGUCGGUGCAAAUGCACACUACAGCCUUGUUAGCUGCGCUUCACAACACCAAACAGGCUUAUCACUUCCACAAGGACCACGCAUUGUUAUCGCACGUGCUCGAGUCCUUGAGGUCAAUGCGGGAAGCUAACGACUCAUGCGACAUCGAUGCGGAGAAUUUCUACAGGCUCGUGCUGAUCGUUCGUGCUAUUGCCGUUUCUCGGCCGCAAAAUCUCGCGAAAUUCGCCGAGCAGUAUGCGAACAAGUCGAUCGACGAGAGUAACGUGCCUGUUUUCGAGAAGGACCGCUUGGAAGCCCGUUCGUGCACGAAAGCGGACGGGAAUCAGCAUCUAGUCAUACAACUGAUGGAGAUAUUGUGGUCCUUGCAUGUGUCAUACCCUAAGAACAUGGCACUCGCCCCGGUGGUCGUGCCAGGGCUCACGCACGCGGAGGGAACGGUCCACGCCAUCGUGGAGAUCAUUCACGCCUUCACGAUCUGCGACGUCGAGAACAACACACCGAUUGCCGCGAAACUCUACCUGCAAUUACUGCUGUCCUCGGACACGGUGGUCAGUUUUAGCGCGAAGCACGCGAUAAUCCGAGUACUCAGGCCCAGAUACAGACGCAGGAGGGUGUACAUACCGAGCCCGCCAAAUUGCAGUACUCCAGGCGUGGUUGCCGAAGCCGAAGAGAAGUCCGUCUCGGUACCAUCGCAGGCCUCCCAAGACACGGUGGAGCGCGACGUGGAACAGCAGUUCGACAUCGAAGCCGUCGAAGCGGUGGACAGAGUGGCGGCUAUGCUCGGCGCCGAGGGCAAUCAGAACUCGGCGGCUGCGAGAGUGGUCAAUCAUCCGCUGGAAGCGUUGCUGGGCGCGGGCAAUUUCCCGCAAUUGCUCGACGUGCCGCCCGAUGCCGACGAUGAGGCGAUGGUGGAGCUCGCGAUAGCUCUCAGUUUACAGGACCACGAGGGAGGUGCCGACCUCCAAGCGCUGCGACAAGGCUUCCAACAAGGCUUCCCCAACCUGCAGGGUAUACAAAGCCUCCAGAAUCUAAGCGGCUCCGCGUUACAGAGCUUGCAGAAUUUGGCCGCGCAGGGAUUGGUGCAAGUUCCGAGCGCCACUCAGGGGCAGGAGGCCGGCCAUUAUUCCGACACGACCGCCUCCGCGGGCGGUUCGGACGACGAGGGCUCGACCGCCGCGACCGAUGGUAGCACCCUGCGAACGUCUCCCGCCGAGCAAGGUGGUAGUGGUGGUAGCAAGGGUAGCGAGAGCGGUGGAAGCGAUAGCGGAGGCAGCGCCGUUGACAGCAUGACAGGGGAGCAUAAUGUUUCUGGCAGGAGCUCCGCGUACGGAGACAAUGCUCCCGAUGCUAUGCCUCCGAUUGGAAUUGGAGUCAGUCAAGCGCCACGUUCUGAAACUAAUACUCUAGAUGUUCCCACGACUUUCACUACCACCGAGCAAGAAGAAGGUACCGAGCAAGAGCAGGGUGUCGAGCAGGAAAACGACACGACUGGCGAGAUCACCGUCAAACUGCAUGCCAUACGGCUCUUACUGUUGGACAGAUUUACACAAUUUGUGCCGAAUCUGAUUAACGUCCGGGGAGUGCUCGCUAUUCCAUUUAUGCAGGUUGUGCUGAUGUUAACUUCCGACCUCGAUGGUCAAGAUGAAAGAGACAAAGCGUGCGUGGAACGGUUGCUGCAAAUGCUCGUGAAAGAGCUCGAAAUGGACAAACCUGAUACGAACAACAUAUGCGAGCGCAGCAAUAAGAGGGAAGUCCAUCUGGUCAUUAUGCGUUUAUUAAGCGUUCUUAUGUCUCGUUCGAAGUACGCCACGAAGACUUCCUCGGACAAUCCGAACUUCGUGUCACAGACCACUGCUGCAAUUCUGAGCAAAGCUGGUAUUAUCGACUAUUGCCUAACGUUGUUGCAGGCCUUACUCGAUUAUUGGAAAACUACCACCACGGAGGAGCCUGGCACUAUGAUAGGAGGCCAAUUGCUCAAGGAGCACCUUACCGCGUCGCCUCCGGAUAUGUCGCCGUUCUUUUUACGCCAGUACGUCAAGGGUCACGCUGGCGAUGUGUUCGAGCCCUAUCCUCAAUUACUCACGGAGAUGGUGCUGAGAUUACCGUAUCAGGUGCACAAAUACGCGGAGAGCACGGUGGUGCAACCCGCUUUCGAACAGCCGUGGUACUUCUAUCUCUGCGAGUACAUGAUGUCCUACCAGACGCCGUUUGUCAGGCGACAAGUACGUAAAUUGCUGCUCUUCAUUUGCGGCAACAAGGAGAAGUAUCGGCAAUUACGAGACCUCCACGCUCUCAUAUCUCACGUGCAGUCCGUGCAACAGUGCUGCAGCACCGGCGGAUACGAUCCAUUGCACGCGCGUCCGCAUUCCAUCAAUCUGCCGUACGAUUCGUUGGUGGAAUUGAUCGAACAUCUGAAAUGCUGCGUGGAGAUCGCCACCAGCCGCACGGGGAACUGGCAACGAUUUUGCCUGAAGCAGAACACCGUACUGUCGUAUCUCUUCUCGAUAUCGACGCUCCUGGACGAAGGCGUGAGCCCCACGGUGCUCCAACUGUUGCAGUGCGCCAUCUGCUCGAACAACAAGUCCAAGGAAGCCAAGGACACGAGAUCCAAGGAUUCUAAGUCGGCAACCGGCACGAAGGAGAGGCGGGAACGCGAGAAAUCGGAGGAUUCCGACACAGAGGCCAAAUUCGAAGAGGCACAGUGCUUGACGUUGGUUGAACAGAUCCAGAAGCAAGUGCAUCCCGCACUGCUGAUCAAGUUUAUACAGACCUUCCUGCUCGAAACGAACAACACGAAUGUCCGUUGGCAGGCGCACUCUCUUAUACUGGCAAUCUACAAAAAUUGCGGACCGUCCGACCAGGAAGUCCUGUUGGACCUCCUAUGGCGCCUGUGGCCUCUGCUUCCGGCCUACGGCAGGAAGGCGGCGCAGUUCGUCGAUUUGCUCGGCUACUUCUGCCUGAAGACGCCCCACGCCGGGAAGAAGAUGCACACGUAUAUGGAGCAGGCGGUCGCGGUUUUGCACGCGCAGAAUCAGCUGCUCGCGCGACACCCUAACGCGAAUCUCUACGUGAAUCUGGCGCAGUUUGUCGAAUUGGACGGCUACUACCUGGAGAGCGAACCUUGCCUCGUGUGCAACAAUCCGGAGGUCUCGAUGGCGACGAUCAAGCUGUCCUCCAUCAAGGUGGACUCCAAGUUCACGACGACGACGCAGAUAGUGAAGCUGGUCGGCAGUCACACGAUCAGCCGCAUCACCCUGCGCAUCGGCGACUUGAAGCGCACCAAGAUGGUGCGCACCAUCAACGUCUACUACAACAACCGGUCGGUGCAGGCCGUCGUGGAGCUGAAGAACAAGCCGGCGAUGUGGCACAAGGCGAAGAAGAUCACGCUCGCGCAGGGCCAGACCGAGGUCAAGAUGGAGUUCCCCCUGCCGAUAGUGGCGUGCAACUUGAUGAUCGAGUACGCCGACUUCUACGAGAACAUCCAGGCGUCGUCCGAGACGCUGCAGUGCCCGCGAUGUUCCGCCAGUGUGCCGGCGAAUCCCGGCAUCUGCGCGAACUGCGGCGAAAACGUGUUCCAGUGCCACAAGUGUCGCGCGAUCAACUACGACGAGAAGGAUCCGUUCCUGUGUCACGCAUGUGGCUUCUGCAAGUACGCCAAGUUCGACUACACGCUGACCGGUAGGCCGUGCUGCGCCGUGGACCCGAUCGAGAGCGACGACGACCGGAAGAAGACCGUGGCCACCAUUAACACGCUGCUGGAGAAAGCGGACCGGGUGUACAAGACCCUGAUAUCCAACAAGCCGACACUGGAGAUGCUGCUCAUCAAGAUCUCCGAGCAUCGUCUGGAUCGCGGGCUGGAGGACGGCAUACAGAUAUCCGGCAGCACCCAAGUGAACCGAGCGAUCCAGCUGCUCGCGCAGCGAUACUGCGGCGAGUGCAAGACCUCCUUCGAGGAGCUCAGCAAGAUCAUUCAGCGCGUGCUGGCCUGCCGCAGGGAGCUCGUAGCUUACGACAGGAACCAACGGGGCCAGAGCAGCUCGCAGUCGUCGUACGGCAUGUCCGUGAGCGACGUCACCAAGGACGAGGCGAUAGUCUCGCCGGUGGGACGCUGUUACGGUUGCGCGUCCGCCGCCACCGAGCACUGUCUCACCCUGCUGCGCGCCUUGGCGACCAACAGCGUCGCCAGGGACGUCCUGUGCAAGCAGGGCCUCAUUCAGGAGCUCGUGGAGCACAACCUGCGGAAGGGCACGGUGCAAAUGCAGGAGGAGGUGCGGCAGCUGCUCUGCCUCGUCACCAGGGACAACGCUCAGUCGACCAAGGAGAUAUGUUCCCUUCUUACCAGCCGGAUCACGUUGACGUUGCGCGGACGAGUCGCCACUCCCGACCUCUCGGUCGCCGUGCGUCACGAAAUGGCUCUCCUCGCGGCGCUCGUGCAGAAGGAGGACUCCUGCUGGGAGCAGAAGUUGCGUUGCGUCAUGCAGCUGUUCCUGACCGCCUGCAAAGAGUCCAAGAGUCCCGUCGUCAUGGAAAGUAUCAUAUUGCCGUGUCUGAAGAUCCUGCAAGGCCUCAUCAAACCCGAACAGCCGGUCUCCAAGAAGAAUAAAGAUAAAACCAUGGAGUCUCUGGCGACGGUGCAGCCACCGGAAGGCAUCAGUAUCGAUGUGGGGAAGUGGAUCAGCGGUGACCCCAAGCAUUCCUAUUCGGAAUGGCUUCACCGCAUGCCGGCCAAGAAAACGGAACCGUCUACGACGAAACCUCUUAAAAAGGACGAAGCUCGAGUGUUGUACUUGAUAGAGAAGUACGGGCACAGGUGGCACCAACGUUGCAUGCGGCAUCAAGGCGUCCAGCCGUUGAAGCUGUCGGACGGCGCCUGGUUGAAGGAAGUGCUCUUCAAUCCAAGUUCUCGGCUGGCGCGGCAAGUCGCCUGCAGCAUGAUAGAGAGCCUGUGCCAAGGCACUGAGAGGAAGAAGGAGGUCCUGGUUCUGUUGACGUGUUACUUGGAGGAGCUACGUACUGCUGGCGAAAGCAGCACCGAGUUUCUGACGUUGUAUCAGUGCUUGAUCAGACAAUCACCGUGGAAGCAGUUUCUGGCGGUGCGCGGUGUGAUGACCCUGCUGGCGGAUCUCUUGACCAGGGAGAUAGAGGAGUUACAUCGGCUGGAAGAGACUACGUUGACCAGCGACCUCGCUCAAGGCUAUUCGCUGAAAAUGCUCACGGAACUUCUGGCAACUUUCCUGGAGCAAGAAAACAUCAAGCAGCAAUACAAGGGGCGGCUGGUCGGCGCGGUGUUGAACGGCUACCUGUCGCUCAGGAGGCUCGUCGUGCAACGCACCAGACUGAUCGAUGAUACACAAGAGAAACUGCUGGAGCUCCUGGAGGAGAUGACUACUGGUACCGAAGAGGAAACUAAAGCGUUCAUGGCAAUCUGCGUUGAGACCGUGCAGAAGCACAAUCCUCAAGACGUCCGCACUCCGGUCUUCAUAUUUGAGAGAUUGUGUUCGAUCAUCUAUCCGGAGGAGAACGACAUUGGGGAAUUCUUCCUGACGCUCGAGAAAGAUCCACAACAGGAAGAUUUCCUGCAGGGGAGAAUGUUGGGGAAUCCUUACAGCAGCUUGGAACCUGGACUCGGCCCGCUUAUGAGAGACGUGAAAAAUAAGAUUUGCCAAGAUUGUGAAUUGGUUGCGCUUCUGGAAGAUGACAACGGCAUGGAGCUCCUCGUCAACAAUAAGAUCAUCAGCCUGGAUCUUCCUGUUAAGGAGGUUUAUAAGAAGAUAUGGGUAUUGGAGGGUGGCGAAUGCGACGCUAUGCGCGUUAUAUAUCGUAUGCGCGGCCUUCUCGGCGACGCCACUGAAGAAUUUGUCGAGACGUUGAAUGCCAGUAGCGAGCAGGAAGUGAACAACGAGGAAGUUUACAAGAUGGCGAAUGUGCUAGCGGAAUGUGGCGGUCUGCAGGUCAUGUUAGACAGAUUGGCCGCGAUACACGAUGUGAAUCGCGCGAGGCCUCUCCUGCAGGUGUUGCUGAAAUUGUUCCGAUUGUGCGUGAAGGUAAAGAAGAACCAAGAAGUUUUAAGCAAACCCGAACUGGGAGCGGUCACCGUGUUCCUUGACGUCCUUCAGCGUUGCCUUGCCACGGAGUCCGAAAACUCCCAAGCGAAAAUCACCGAACAAUUGUUGGAUAUCAUGGAAACUAUACUGGCGAAUGCAGCUUCGCAACCACUGAGUGUAUUUGAGGCGUUUUCGCGCACUCUCGGCGGUCCGGAACAUAUUAAAGCGCUGUUAUCGUGCACGCAGUCCACGGCAGUGAGACAGAGCACGAGCGUGCUCGCGCAUCUUGCGAGAGUUUUGGCAGCGUUGACUUACGGCAACAAGGAGAAAAUGGCACUGUUGUGCGACUACUUUAAACCGGUGUUGAACUUCUACAAGUUCGACUUUGAACACACGCCCGAGGACGAGCAGAAGCUAGAGCUCUUCUGCAUCCUCACUCAAGGUAUCGAGCGAAACGCGAUCGGCAACACGCUGAAAGACUAUAUCAUAAGUAUGGGUAUAGUGAAGGACGCCCUCGAAUAUAUCACCGUGCACGCGCCAUGCGUCAAACCUACGCUCUUACGCACAGACAGCGAUGAGCUGAAGGAUUUCAUAUCCAAACCAGCGUUGAAGUAUAUCCUUCGGUUCCUCACGGGCUUAGCCACGGAUCACGAGCCGACUCAGUUGGCGGUGUCGCAAGUGACUAUCAGCAUAUUCCACAGACUGGAGCAGGUGUCUUCGAACGAACACGUGGGCUCGUUGGCGGAGAAUCUGCUGGAGGCAUUGUGCACCAACAAGCGAGUAGCCGAAUUAAUCGAGGAAGCUCGUCAACACACGCGCAGCGAGAAAAAGCGCUUAGCUAUGGCGAUGCGAGAGAGACAGUUGGGUGCCCUUGGCAUGCAGACCAAUGACAAGGGACAGGUCACCGCCAGCGGAACGAUUCUUCAACAGAUGGAAGACCUGGGAGACGAGACUGGACUGAUCUGCGUUAUCUGCCGUGAAGGAUACAAGUUCAAGCCAAACAUGGUGUUGGGCAUCUACACCUUCACGAAGCGCUGCAACGUAGAGGAAUUCGAGACGAAACAACGAAAAACCGUCGGCUACACGACCGUCACGCACUUCAACGUCGUCCACGUGGACUGCCACAUGUCGGCGGUGCGUCUGGCGCGCGCCCGAGACGAAUGGGAGAGCGCGGCGCUGCAGAACGCCAACACGAAGUGCAACGGACUGUUGCCGUUGUGGGGCCCGCAGGUGCCGGAGUCCGCUUUCGCCAGUUGCUUGGCCAGGCACAACACCUACCUGCAGGAGUGUACUAGUCACCGCGAUAUAUCCUACUCGUCCACCAUUCACGACUUGAAGUUGCUUCUCUUGCGAUUCGCCCAGGAGAAGAGCUUCCACGAGGACACCGGCGGCGGCGGUCCCCAGUCCAAUAUGCACAUAGUACCGUAUUUAAUACACAUGGCUCUGUACGUCGUCAACUCAACGCGAUCGGCGACUAGAGAGGACAAGGCUCUGAUGACUUAUCUGGAAGUGUCGCCGGGAUCAGCGUGGCUCGAUAGUUGCUACGAGGCGGAGGGGCCGUUGUAUCAGUGCACGCUUUCGCUGCUCUUGCUUACGCCCGAUCGAUGGAAACUGCAUAGAUUUGUACACCUCAAUCGACUGCUCGUUCUCGCGCAUCAACGCUACGUAUCGCCUUCGGCCCCCACGAAGACCCUAAUGGAACCAACCGCUAAGGAUUACGCAGUUUAUAAGAGCGUUCUAAUCUUCUUCGGUCUAGUGGAUUGCAUCUACGCUAACUUCUUCAAGAAAGUAAAUGUUCUGUCCGAGGAUCAGUGGCCUUCGGUUUUAGCUGAAUACAUCAGGCACAACGACGAGGCGAUGUUGAAAGCUUCGGAGCGCGUGCUUGCGACGUAUCGCGACGAAUUAUUACCGUGCACAUCGUUCGAGGAGUUUUGCGAUAUUAUUGGCAUAUUGGAAUAUAUAAGAAAUCCUACCACGUAUAUCAACGAUGUCCUGCGACGCCUUGCUUGAAGAUACUGGAAGUUCUCUUUACGUAGCUUACUGCAUUGUUGUUACCGGCGACUCAGUUUUCCUUUCUGUUUUCUCGCCCAAACGAUAUAGUCAUUUUCAAGACUUUUAUAUCGGAAGGAGUUUCGUGUUACAUAUUACAGAUUGAUUAAACGUGAUACAAUUCCAGCCUUUUACGGCGGGAACCUUUUGGGUGUGAAAAUUACGUUAUGUGAUAAGAAAGAUUAAUAUAAAUUAUUCUUCAUGUUGCAUAAAUCUCUUGACUUGUAGACAAAUAUGUACCUAUAUGGAAAGAACUUGUGCUUUAAUAAAUUGCGACUAAAUAAAACGCGUUUAUAUA
Dinoponera quadriceps is the source of this 16350-nucleotide messenger RNA. It is a transcript of the gene poe, whose product is annotated as protein purity of essence. The coding region runs from base 99 to 16013 and encodes 5304 amino acids. NCBI's taxonomy places the organism in Eukaryota, Metazoa, Arthropoda, Insecta, Hymenoptera, Formicidae. The record is from RefSeq and is a predicted model, not a curated record. The transcript is spliced from 57 exons. Gene Ontology annotation, molecular function: zinc ion binding; protein binding.